Molecule: messenger RNA, 3800 nt
Organism: Anneissia japonica
Lineage: Eukaryota; Metazoa; Echinodermata; Crinoidea; Comatulida; Comatulidae
Product: meckelin-like
Exons: 29
Coding region: 43-2988 (981 amino acids)
Biological process (GO): cilium assembly
Cellular component (GO): ciliary transition zone; MKS complex
Source: RefSeq, a predicted model, not a curated record
CCAGUAAACAACAAAAACAGCCUAGGCCUAGUCGUUACUGCAAUGAUGAGUGCUUUAGCAUUUUUGUUCAGAAAACCUGUUCUUUCAUUAUGGUUAUUUUUAUUUUUGAUGAAUUUUCGUAAAUGUCUGUCUUCGAACUCAUUUCUUUACGAAAUCGCUAGUGAUUGUAUAGAACAAGAUAAAUACUACAAUUUCGCUGAAUUGCAAUGCAAAAGUUGCGAGGAGUUCACCGAAGCGACAGCCGAUAAACUUUCAUGUAAAUGUAAACCUGGUUACCGUCAAGAUGCUGAGGUAAUAACACCGACAUGUCUUCCGUGUCCAGAUGGAGAGAUUACAACAGACGACGGAUAUGAAUGCAUCCCUUGCAGUGCUGCCAACCCCAUAUCAGCCAAUAAUGAUGAGUGUACACCGUGUGAUGCCCAUCAAAUCCCAGAGGAGUAUGGGAAUGAUGGGAUAUUGUUACCGGAGAAGACAUGUACCGAUUGUUUACAGCUGUCGCAACCCAAUCCUGAGAAAACUGAAUGUACUCGAUGUGAUCCGUUUGUUAUCGCUGCUUCUGAUUCUUGUACCUGUAAUGGUGAAUCCGCUGGAGGUAUGUGUUUUCCAAGUGGAACUGAUUUGAUACCAAUUGCUGGAAAUAUAGGAUCAAUAAUUCCAUUGGAUGGCAAGUCAGGAGUCCCUUCAAUUUUCAUUAUAGACAAUUAUGCUGGUGCAGUGGAAGUAUGUGAGGAAUACGAGAAAUACAGCAAUCUAACAGCUUGUCAACUCUGGGGAAAUAUUUGUGUUAUGCAGAUGUAUGUUGUGUCUGGAGGCCAAUCACCAUGUGGAAAAUACAGAGAAUCCGUUGAAUCAUCAAGUUUUAAUGGAAUCAACGGUUGGAAAGAGAAUAUGCCCUGGUUGUACUAUACAGGAGAGGGAGAAAACAUCGCUACUGAUAUUGGCAUAGACGUUGUGUUUUCAGCUGGUGAUAACAACAAGCUUGAUGUGUUGGCGGCUAUGUACCGACCAAAUGGAACGUAUCUUGGUUUGGAGCCAACCACAGGUGGUGUUAUUCAGUUUUGUCAAGAUACGCCUCAAAGGAUGGAUGCUGCAUAUGAAUAUGGUCAGAACUUCAAAAGCAGUUGUACCAUCAAGGCUCAAGACUUUUGGGACAAAUAUGAAACAACUUUUUUUGAUUUAUAUUUGCAGUACAGAGAUAAUGAUGAUAUAUUGAAGUUGUUCCCAAUUCCACUACUCGUCACUAAUUAUGCAGAAGAUGGCAAGGAUAACUCAAAAACAACCCAGAAUGAUUGGCAAUUGACACGUCGCUUUUUCCUUGUUGACAAUGUUGCUGGAAAGACAACCAAAGAUAGUCCUGCUCAAUUAGUUCGAUAUGCAAAGAACAUUAUUCUGAAGGUUGUACUACAGAAUGAAGAUAAUGCUCCUAAGGAGGGCAAAAUUUACCCCCCUUUACUUAUUAUAACUUAUGCAGACCUGAAUUAUGAUACUGACUAUAGUACAAGUGAUGUUGAGGUUACUUUUGAGGUUUUGUAUGAAUUGGACCAAGGUGGCAACCAGGGAAGUAUGACACUGUCAGCUAUCAUUCUUGCAGUGCCUGCCCUUCUGUAUGCUGCCCUCAAGACAACUGCAUGGCGACGUAGAGCAGGCCGUUUAACCGUUGAUGUCCCGGCUUUCGUGAAGUUUUUUGCAUUUGCCUCUGGUUUGCUCGCUGAUAUGCUCUUUGUCAUUGUGUAUGGUUCAGCAUUAUUUUUAAUGGUCUUCUAUAAGAGACAAAGUGUAGUCAAACUUCUAUUACCAACCCCAGACCAAGAGGGACUUUUUGUCAUUUUCAUUAUAGGUGCAUUUGUUCUGAAGCUUCUGGAUCUAAUCCAUAUGGUUUAUACCCAGUGCACAUUUGACAUCUUUUUUAUUGAUUGGGAGAGACCAAAAGGUCAGACGAUCCAAGAUACCAAAGGGUCAGACGGCAAGGACACCACCAAUCCUGUCAGCAUUUGGCGGACGUAUUUUGUUGCCAACGAAUGGAAUGAAAUACAGACUAGCAGAAGAAGUAGUCCUUUAUUUCAGAUCUGCAGUGUUCUCUUCUUCCUAGAGGUCCUAGGCUUUAAGAAUAUUUGUACGUAUGAUAUUUACUCCUCCACUUCACCAGACACAUCUGAGUACAUUUCAGAAGACAGCAGAGUCCUUCGAUUUGCCAUGGCAACCACUCUCUACCUCGUCAUUGGCUCUUUUCAGUGGAUUUUCUUUACCUUUAUUUACGAGCGUUUUGUUGAGAACAGUUUGCAGAAUUUUGUAGACCUCUGCUCCAUGGCAAAUAUCAGCAUUUUUGUACUUGCAAACCACAAGUACGGUUACUACAUCCACGGACGUUCUGUGCAUGGCUUUGCCGAUACUAGUAUGAAACACAUGAGGGAACAACUAAAACGAGAAGAGGAUAAUCUGUGUGGUCAGCGUGGCUUGCUACCAAACUCAGAAGAACAGACGUUUGAGAUGCAGCUCCCAGAGAGGAUGAGAGAGCAGUAUGACCGCAUCUUGCUGCCGUUGGCAAAUGCACAAGGUAGAAUUGAAGCUACAAGAGGGCGGCCUGGCGGUGGUGGAGAUAAUGAACGAUUUAACGAAGCUUAUGUCAGCAUGAAUAAAUUCUUGUCAGCAUUCAUUGACCAUGGUUUGAGAGACAUUGACUAUCAAGUGAAGGAUAAAUUAUUGCUGGAGCGUAUUCUGGAUAUGGAGUUUUCAGAUUCGGCAGACCAGGGAUUCCUUUACAAUGAUGACGGACAUUCGUUUGAUCGUGUGAUUUUUGCGGGAAACGAGAUCACCCUGCUGUUGUUUGAAGUUCUUCUUUUCUGCUUUGUGGAUCUCAUAUCUAAAAACUUUGUUUUAGCAGCAAUUGUCACAUUUCUUUUCAUGAGGUUCAUCAAGUCAUUUCGUGACAGCUUCGGACGUAGCAACCUUGCCAAAAAGACGUUAGUAGAUGAGCGUUUCCUAAUUUAAUUCAGAUUAAGUGGCCUCAACUUAUGUUUUUGGCAUCAAGCAAUCAUUUGCAGGGUAAUUCAUCAACUGCAAUAACAUCAUGUUUAUGUUCUCUGAAGUACUGUCUUAUUAGAUUACAAAACAUUCUAACAUUUUGCCUUGAAAAUAUUUUAAACUUUUAGAUAAAAUGUUUGUAAUAAUUUGUCCAAAUUAAAUUUUCUAUGACAAAUAUAUGACUUAUCCCUUUAUGGGCAUGACAGUAUCGUAUCACACGAUAGUGUAGACAAAGUAAUAUAACUUAAGAUUUUUGUAAAAUACUUGUAUAAUUUAUCACCUUGAAUAAACCAUACUUCCAAUGGUUUUGUUUUAAAUUGAAUUUUUGUAAAGUAACUGGUGCCAAUGUAAGCAAACAUGGUUAAUACCAGAGCCUGUAGCCAGCGUCCAAGGUGUUGGACUUCGAAUCGAGAUUGUGAGACGCUCGUCGCAUUGCUUGUGUCCAUGGGCAAGGCAAUUUAUUUACGUUGCCUCUCUCCACCCAGGAGUAUAAAUGGGUACCUGGUAGGAUGAUAUGGCAUUGAAUGUAUGAGUCAUGCACGUUCAAGCAGCAAUGACCAGGGAUACUCCCCAGUGAGCAGAGAAAGUUGAACAACGUGCGGAUUUGCCAAUCCAGUGACCAGGAAAUAAUGAUUUCACCUUGUAAAAUCUGUGGAUUUUGAAAAGCGCUAUAUAAAUUAUCUGGCCAACCGUUGAGGUUUCUGUGGAAAAUUUAUUAGUAUCAUUUUCUAAGCCAGAGAGAGCUAGUCAGAGUGCUAUUUGUUAGCAUCUGGAGAUGA